AUGAAAGACAUCAACGUACAAACGCCACCAACAGCCCCUCGCAAUAAAGCUACCCCACCUCAACAAUCAGCAUGUCAUUUGUUAUUUGAUUAUAAGCCAAGUUCAGAUGGAAUUGAUCUCAACCUUUUGAUUCUCCUUCAUGGUUUAGGCGACACCAAGACUCCAUUUUCUGCUCUCGGACCUAAACUUAAUUUAGCUCAAACAGCUACAAUAGCUGUCCAGGCACCUCAGCCUGUACCUUACAUGGAAGAUAGCUAUCAAUGGUUUCCUAGCUUUGAUUUUUUGACAGGCAAUCUUUUGCCGCCCUCAAAUCCUGAAAGGAUGAAGGGUAUGUUACGGACACGCAAAUGGAUGGCAGAGCUUCUCCAACACAUGGUUUCUGUGUGUGGGUUUGCUCCCUCGAACAUCUUUUUCUUUGGAUUUUCACAGGGUGGGAGUGUUGCAUUGGACACUGUAUUGUUUGGAGAUAUACCUAAUCUUGGUGGAGUGGUUAGUAUUAGCGGGUACCUUUUGGAAGAACAGGAGAAAGAGAAGAAAGUUGGGACUGGGUAUGGUGGUUACAUAUUAGUGACCCAGGGCGAAAAGGAUGGUUUGGUUGGAAGCAAAGCAUCUGCUGAGAAAAAGUUCAAAGCUAUUCAGCGAUUCUGCUCCCCUUCAGCAGAGACAUCACAGAUUUUUAUUACAAACAAGGACCACACCAUGGCUCAUUCAGAGGGUGAAUGGCGUGUAAUUCAUACAUUCUUUUCCAAGUACUUGGCUCGACGCAACAUUCAAUUGGAAAAUAUGUCCGAUGUUUACCUCGUUAAUCCUUAA
Messenger RNA from Phycomyces blakesleeanus NRRL 1555(-), 813 nucleotides. RefSeq lists its product as hypothetical. The transcript is spliced from 4 exons. Gene Ontology annotation, biological process: protein depalmitoylation. Bases 1 to 813 code for a protein of 270 amino acids. Lineage: Eukaryota; Fungi; Mucoromycota; Mucoromycetes; Mucorales; Phycomycetaceae. Gene Ontology annotation, molecular function: palmitoyl-(protein) hydrolase activity; carboxylic ester hydrolase activity. Gene Ontology annotation, cellular component: cytoplasm. The record is from RefSeq and is a predicted model, not a curated record.